Messenger RNA from Carassius auratus (goldfish), 2585 nucleotides. Its product is annotated as reticulon-4 receptor-like 2. The record is from RefSeq and is a predicted model, not a curated record. NCBI's taxonomy places the organism in Eukaryota, Metazoa, Chordata, Actinopteri, Cypriniformes, Cyprinidae. The coding region runs from base 161 to 1549 and encodes 462 amino acids. The transcript has 3 exons. Gene Ontology annotation, molecular function: protein binding. Gene Ontology annotation, cellular component: plasma membrane.
AGCCGUAGGCGCGCGCUGCGCUCGGGUAUAAAUUGGGCCCAGGACCCAUCAUUCGGCACUCUCUCAGUCGCUCCGACUCGGGAACCAGAGCAUCAGCGGAGAUAGCAAGGAAUCAGUCUCUAAACUCCUUAGGCUAACUCGCUCUCGACUUUGGUUCGGAAUGGAAACAUCAACUUUUACGCGGAGCCAACGCAGCUCCAUUGCGCACAACUUUAAGAGCGCGCUCUCGCUCUGGCUGGUUGUCUGGCUGGUCGUGGUAAAACCCGUUCCUGCGCAGAACUGCCCUCACCGGUGCGUGUGUUACCCGACCCCCAUGACAGUAAGCUGCCAAGCGCAGAACUUCACCAUUGUGCCCCACGGCAUGCCCUACGAAUCCCAGCGCGUUUUUCUGCAGAACAACCGCAUAACUGAACUGAGAGUGGGGUCUUUUGCUUUUGGAACACAGGUUUUGUGGCUCUUCUCUAACAACAUCACCUGGAUUGAGGCUGGUGCCUUCAGCGAGCUGCGCGAUCUGGAGGAGCUCGAUCUGGGCGACAACCCUCACCUGCACCGUCUUGAGGGUGGAGCUUUCCGGGGCCUGGAGAAGCUCCAGAGCCUCCACAUGCACCGCUGCCGGCUUGCUGCCCUUCCCCAUGACAUUUUCCACAAGCUCUACAGCCUGCAGUUCCUCUACCUGCAGGAGAACCAGCUCCACUUCAUCCAGGACGAUCUCUUCUCUGACCUGAUCAACCUCAGCCAGCUCUUCCUGCACGGCAACCGCAUCCGCACUCUGUCCGAGAACGUGUUCCGUGGCCUGGUCAACCUCGACCGUCUGCUGCUGCACGACAACAGGGUCCGUCAGGUCAACCGCCGCGCUUUCCGCGAUCUGGGCCGGCUGACCAUGCUCUUCCUCUUCAACAACUCCCUAGCAGAGCUGCCCGGUCAGGCCAUGCGUGACAUCUCCUCCAUCGAGUUCCUGCGGCUGAACAACAACCCCUGGGCCUGCGGCUGCGAGGCUCGUCCCCUGUGGGAUUUCUUCAGAGGCGUCCGUGUGUCCAGCUCCGAUGUUCUGUGUGCCUCCCCAGCUUCUCGUCGUGGACAGGACCUGCGCUUUCUGAGGGAGAUGGACUUCGCUCUGUGCCCUCUUCCCGACCCCAGCUCCCUCUCUGGCACCACCACCACCACCUUCAGCACCAAGACCCGCUGGUGGUUCUCCAAGCACAAGCCCGUCAGCACUUCAAAGGGCAUCUUUGAGAAGACCUCCGAGACCAAGGCGUACCCCUUCAAGUCCCAGCAUCCCUCAAUCACAUCUACAUCCACAAAAUAUGAGCUUGGGGAGGAAGAGGCUCUUCUUCCCAAGCUUGACCCAGAAGAGUAUUGGGCCAACUAUGGCAAUGAAGAUGCGGGCAUCACCUCUUUGCGCUGCUUUGAGCUUGAGUGCCCUCCCGAAUUUGACUCUCUGCCACCAUCUUCCUCUACUUCUCGCUCCUGCAUCUUCUGUUCUCUUGCUACUCUCCAUGUCUGUCUUGACUGUCUGCAUCCAUCUUCCUUUUUGGCUGAAUCUGUUUAACUCAAGAAGAACCCUCUUCCCCCUCAUUUUUUCUCCUCUCUGGAGGAGGGAAAACCCUGUUUGCUCAAUUUAACUCUUGAAUGCCUUGAUUCCUGUUUACUAUCAGCCUCACCUGUAUCUCUGUUCUGUUCAGUUCGAGCCUCUAGUUCCUAGUAUCUAGAGGGCACUAGACUGAUUUAGGAUACAGUGGGUAAACAGGGAACGUUGGGCGGUACAGGCCCUUAAUGGAAAGUAAUGAAAGCUGUUCAGAGGGCUUGGUUAAGUUAAGCAGAUACUCGGUCCUUCUUUUUUUGAGGACAAGUGUAUUCUAAGCCGUCUCUGUCACAGUCAGUGCAGACAGAGGAUAGAAAUUUCCAUCUUAGGUUUACGUACAAUAUUUGUAUACUUUUAGACUUUUCAGCCACUCUAAGUGCUUCUAUGAUAGUUGUAAUUAUAGCUUGUGAUGUCACUAUUUCCAACAACGCCACAGCUCCAUUAUUUCAGUAGUUAGUUGGUAACAAUAGCAAAAUGAGCAAAUCUUUUGAUUCCCUUUGGAAGCAGCGAUCGAAUGUAAUACUUCGUCUAUUAUAACAGAAGGGUCUCAAAAUCAUUCAGGGCUUGAAAAGCACAAAAGGAAUGGCGUGCAGCAGCGAAGCAAGAUAGAGAAAGCACAAUGGAGUGAUGAGUUUGAAAGUGUUGCAAUACAACCAUAAUUUAAGAUGCACGGAGAGCGCGAAAGCACACGCAGAAGAGACAGAGAGCACGCACAAGAAAAGGCGAAAGAAUUGAUUACAUCACCCACCAGAUAUGACAGCAAUUAUCACUUGUGUAAAUAUGACAUCUUGGCAGAGGGAGCUGUAAAUAAUGCUAUGAAAGGCCUUAUGCUUGUCACUGUUCUGAAUGGCCAAGAAUGUCACUGUGAGUAACGUCUGUGAUAUCAUUUGGUCAGUGCAUGGAAAGAUCAAUCUGAGUGUGAAUGUCCUUUUUUACUGUAUGUCUUUCAAAAUACUGUUAAUAUGUUCUUACUGUAAAAUACACUACCUACAUUGUUCCAAGA